CUCACCAAACACUACUGCUUCUUGACGAUCGGCCCCCUUGCAGAUCAAACUUCAAACCCUCACACCACCUGCAGGAUUGAAAAGCUUUGAAUAGUUCUUCAACUUUGCACACUGGUGAUGGCUUCAAAACGCAUCACUAAGGAGUUGAAGGACCUACAGAAGGACCCUCCUGUUUCCUGCAGUGCUGGUCCUGUUGGUGAAGACAUAUUUCAUUGGCAAGCUACAAUUAUGGGCCCUGCAGAUAGCCCUUAUGCUGGUGGUGUCUUCCUAGUGACCAUUCACUUCCCUCCGGAUUAUCCUUUCAAACCACCGAAGGUUGCUUUUCGAACAAAGGUAUUUCACCCUAAUAUCAACAGCAAUGGAAGUAUCUGUCUUGAUAUUCUGAAAGAGCAGUGGAGCCCUGCUCUUACAGUUUCCAAGGUGCUGCUGUCAAUCUGCUCCCUGCUGACAGAUCCAAACCCAGAUGAUCCUUUGGUGCCUGAGAUUGCUCACAUGUACAAGACUGACAGAGCCAAGUACGAGAACACUGCCCGUUCUUGGACUCAGAAAUUUGCCAUGAACUAGCAGUACUUGGUGUGCUUUUGAUUUUGCUUCUGGGUGGUUCAUGGGCAAACAAAUAGGUUUAUACAUAAAACAAGUAGUGUGGCGCUUCUAUGUUAUUUUAAUAGUUAUCCGUACUUAAAGAUUGAGGUUUAAGGGGUUUUACAGCGUUUGCCCAGAGCUUGUAUCUCCCCACUUUAUAUUUAAAAUAUGCAUUCUAGAUUUCAAAUUUGACCGUUGCCAUUACGUAUCA
Molecule: messenger RNA, 793 nt
Organism: Neltuma alba
Lineage: Eukaryota; Viridiplantae; Streptophyta; Magnoliopsida; Fabales; Fabaceae
Product: ubiquitin-conjugating enzyme E2 28
Exons: 5
Coding region: 118-564 (148 amino acids)
Source: RefSeq, a predicted model, not a curated record